Phytophthora sojae is the source of this 1014-nucleotide messenger RNA. RefSeq lists its product as hypothetical. The transcript is spliced from 4 exons. Gene Ontology annotation, molecular function: 3'-5' exonuclease activity; nucleic acid binding. Gene Ontology annotation, biological process: nucleobase-containing compound metabolic process. The record is from RefSeq and is a predicted model, not a curated record. Lineage: Eukaryota; Oomycota; Peronosporomycetes; Peronosporales; Peronosporaceae. The coding region runs from base 1 to 1014 and encodes 337 amino acids.
AUGCGCGUGCCGGACGCCUGCCUCAGCUACUACAUCCAACUGCCAGACAGCGACGCGGCGCUCGUGGCGGAGUGGGCCCAGGCGGCGGUGGCCAGCAAUGGACAGCAGAAGGCCACGCUGUGGUUCCUCAUCUACUCGAAGGAGUACGAAACGAUCAUCCAGCACGCAGGCGCCGCGGACCCUGCCAUGAAGCAGUUCGUGUAUCGGUCGGGGCUGAUUCAAAACUUCCCUGAGAUCGACACAAGCGGAGAAGAGGACAAGGCUUUCGAGAACAAAGACGAUCUGGAGCAGCUAGACUCCUGCCUCUCGCUGGUGGACACCAUCGGCGAGAGCAACAUUGUGUUUGUGGGAGCUCCGAAGGCGCUACGGUCUUGCGCUCAGUAUCUAAUGAAGCAACCGGUCGUCGGGUUUGACGCGGAGUGGAAGGCGAUUCGCGUCUGUGCAGAGCCGAACAAUCCUACCGCCCCAUGCGCCCUUAUCCAGCUCGCCUCUCGCGACAAAGCUUUCGUCGUUGAUAUGGUGGAACUGAGUGGCCACGACCACAUCUUGGCUCCUCUGUUCCAGUCGGACCAAGUGCUGAAGCUGGGCUUCAAUCCGACGGGCGACGUAAAGGUUUUUCGCCCAUUGCUGGCCGAAGGGGGCACCACAAAGUUCUCCAUAACAGCAUUGGUUGAUCUGCAAGCAGUCGCACGGAAUUUGCGUGGCUCUGGGAGCUCUGUCAACUCAAACAAUCCCUACGCUGGAUGCGGCGACGAUAACAAUUGCAGCACGACUGGAAAUGAGGCAUUCAAAGAGGGGCUGUCAGCAGUUGCAGAGACGUAUCUGGGCUUGCCUCUCGACAAGCGCGUCCGCAUGUCAGAUUGGGAGGGUCGUCCACUGACGCGAGCUCAACUUCACUACGCAGCGCUGGACGCACACGUGCUGCUUCAGAUUUACGACAAGAUGCAGGAGCAGCACCCAUCGCCCGUGGUUCGAGCUGCUGUGGACCGGUUCACACGAAACAUCUACAUGUAG